AUGCAAGCUAUUGCAGUAACCGAAUACGGCCCUAUCACCAACCUAAAGUCCAUCAGUAUUCCUAAGCCAUCCAAUCCCCAAGGCUAUGACAUACUCGUCCGCAUAAAAGCCUGCUCCGUCAACCCAGUCGACACCAAGGUGCGCGCAGGAGUGUACGAUGACUACCCAGACUACUACGAGCGCACACCCAAACUCCCUCAAAUCCUAGGCUUCGAUGGCGCCGGCGUGAUCGAAAGCGUCGGAUCCGACGUCAACGACUUCAAAGCUGGCGAUGAAGUGUACUAUGCUGGUUCGCCAAUUCGACAUGGAAGCAACGCAGAAUACCAGCUGGUAGAUUCAAGAGCCGUGGCACUGAAGCCAAAGAGUCUGGAUUGGGGACAGGCUGCUGCCAUGCCCUUGACAUGGAUCACAGCGUACGAAGCACUCGCCGAGCGCAUGGAAAUUCAGAAAGGUGAAAAGGCCGGUAUUUUGAUCAUUAACGGAGCGGGAGGUGUUGGUAGCGUAGCAAGUCAGAUUGCGCGCCGUGUUCUCAACCUACCCGUUGUAGUCACCACGGCGUCCAGAGAAGAGACAGUCAACUUCUCAAAAGAUGUAGGAGGCGCCACGCAUACCAUUAACCAUCACGAAGACAUCGCAAAGGAGGUUGAGAAGUUGAAACUUGACGUGCCGAUCAAGUAUGUCUUCAUCACACACACUCCAACGUCUGGCUAUCUCGCACCUGCUGCUAAGAUCUGCGCCCCGUUCGGAAAGGUCUGUUCCAUCGUUCAAGAUAAGGAGAUGCCAAUGUAUGGCACCGAGUUCAUGGCAAAGAGUCUCACUUUUGUUUGGGCGUUGCUGGGUACAAAACCGUACUACGGGGUAGACGUUGAAAGCCAUGGAAAGAUCCUCAAAGACUUGGCUCAAAUGCUCGACGAAGGGAAAGUGAAGUGCCAUUGCAUGCAGAAGCUGAAGGUCGAUGAAGAUGGCUUGAGGAAGGCACAUGAGAUUAUCGAGAGUGGCAAAGCUAUCGGCAAAGUUGCUUUGGAGUUUUAA
Alternaria atra is the source of this 1032-nucleotide messenger RNA. RefSeq lists its product as uncharacterized. Bases 1 to 1032 code for a protein of 343 amino acids. Gene Ontology annotation, molecular function: oxidoreductase activity; zinc ion binding. The transcript has a single exon. Lineage: Eukaryota; Fungi; Ascomycota; Dothideomycetes; Pleosporales; Pleosporaceae. The record is from RefSeq and is a predicted model, not a curated record.